AUGGCCGAACGCUACAUCCCCGAGCAUCGUCGCACCCAGUUCAAGGCCAGGAACCAGUUCCGGCCCGACGAGCUUCGUCGUCGUCGUGAAGAGCAACAGGUCGAGAUCAGAAAGCAGAAGAGAGAAGAAAACUUGGCCAAGAGGAGAGGUAUUCAGACCCGGGAUGGCGGGAUUGGUGUAGGAGGUGGCAUGGCCGCCACCGAGAGUGACGAUGAAGCCAGUGCUAUUGAGAGUGAGCUCAACGUGGAGCUCCCGGAGAUGGUCAAGGGCGUCUUCUCCGACCAGAUUGAGUCGCAGAUUCAAGCUACCACCAAAUUCAGAAAGCUGCUCUCCAAGGAGCGCAAUCCUCCUAUUGAACGUGUUAUCGAGACCGGUGUUGUUAGCCGAUUUGUGGAGUUCUUGCGCUCCCCUCACACCUUGGUCCAGUUCGAGGCCGCUUGGGCCCUGACCAACAUUGCGUCUGGUUCUGCCCAGCAGACACAGGUUGUCAUUGAAGCUGGUGCUGUGCCUAUUUUCGUUGAGCUUCUCAGCAGUCCCGAACCCGAUGUUCGGGAACAGGCCGUUUGGGCUCUUGGUAACAUUGCCGGUGAUAGCCCUCAGUGCCGUGACUUUGUGCUCAAUGCUGGUGCCCUCCGUCCUCUGCUCAACCUCAUCAACGAUGGGCGGAAGCUGAGCAUGCUGAGAAACGCCACAUGGACUCUGAGCAACUUCUGCCGUGGCAAGACGCCCCAGCCCGAUUGGACUACAAUUGCCCCUGCUCUUCCUGUGCUUGCCAAGCUCAUCUAUAUGCUCGAUGACGAGGUCCUGAUUGAUGCUUGCUGGGCCAUCUCCUACCUGUCUGACGGGUCCAACGAUAAGAUUCAGGCGGUCAUCGAGGCCGGUAUCCCUCGUCGUCUGGUUGAGCUGCUCAUGCACGCUUCUACCUCUGUUCAGACCCCAGCCCUUCGCUCUGUUGGAAACAUCGUUACUGGUGACGACGUCCAGACUCAGGUCAUCAUCAACUGCGGAGCUCUCCCUGCCCUCCUCUCUCUCUUGAGUUCCACCAAGGAUGGCAUCCGCAAGGAAGCCUGCUGGACCAUCUCCAACAUCACCGCCGGCAACUCUAGCCAGAUCCAGUCCGUGAUCGAUGCUGGUAUUAUCCCUCCUCUGAUCAAUUUGCUUGCCAACGGCGACUUCAAGACCCGCAAGGAAGCUUGCUGGGCCAUCUCGAAUGCCACUUCAGGUGGACUGCAGAAGCCCGACCAGAUCCGCUACCUGGUUACCCAAGGAUGCAUCAAGCCUCUGUGCGACCUCCUCGCUUGCCCGGAUAACAAGAUUAUCCAGGUUGCUCUGGAUGGCUUGGAGAACAUUCUCAAGGUCGGAGAGAUGGACAAAGAGGCCGCUCAGACUGGGGAGGCUCGCGUCAACCGGUAUGCCUUGUUCAUCGAAGAGGCUGGUGGUAUGGAGAAGAUCCACGACUGCCAGAACAAUGCCAACGAGGAGAUCUACAUGAAGGCCUACAACAUCAUUGAGAAAUACUUCUCUGAUGAGGAAGAGGCCGGCGGUGACAUUGAUGAGCUUGCCCCUCAGCAGACACAAACUGGUUUCGCCCUCGGAACCAACCAGCAGCAGCCUGGCGGAUUCAACUUUGCCAACGGCGGUGACUCCAUGGAUAUGUAA
Messenger RNA from Aspergillus fischeri NRRL 181, 1659 nucleotides. RefSeq names its product karyopherin alpha. Gene Ontology annotation, cellular component: nucleoplasm; cytoplasm; nucleus. Gene Ontology annotation, biological process: NLS-bearing protein import into nucleus. Bases 1 to 1659 code for a protein of 552 amino acids. Gene Ontology annotation, molecular function: protein binding; nuclear import signal receptor activity. Lineage: Eukaryota; Fungi; Ascomycota; Eurotiomycetes; Eurotiales; Aspergillaceae. The record is from RefSeq and is a predicted model, not a curated record. The transcript has 3 exons.